GGGGGAGUAUGUGCUUGGGUUGUCUGGGCAAAGAUGGCGGAGCGCGGAUACAGUUUUUCGCUGACUACAUUCAGCCCCUCUGGUAAACUUGUCCAGAUUGAAUAUGCCUUGGCUGCUGUGGCUGGAGGAGCCCCUUCAGUGGGAAUUAAAGCUGCCAAUGGAGUGGUGUUAGCAACAGAGAAGAAACAGAAAUCCAUUCUGUAUGAUGAGCGCAGUGUGCACAAGGUGGAGCCCAUUACCAAGCACAUUGGCUUGGUGUACAGCGGCAUGGGCCCCGACUACAGAGUGCUUGUGCACAGAGCUCGGAAACUCGCCCAGCAGUACUAUCUGGUUUACCAGGAACCCAUCCCCACAGCUCAGCUGGUGCAGAGAGUGGCGUCGGUGAUGCAGGAGUACACGCAGUCAGGCGGUGUUCGUCCUUUUGGAGUUUCUUUACUUAUUUGUGGUUGGAACGAGGGACGACCAUAUUUAUUUCAGUCAGAUCCAUCUGGAGCUUAUUUUGCCUGGAAAGCCACAGCAAUGGGAAAGAACUACGUGAAUGGGAAAACUUUCCUUGAGAAGAGAUACAACGAAGAUCUGGAACUUGAAGAUGCUAUUCAUACAGCCAUCUUAACCCUGAAGGAAAGCUUUGAAGGGCAAAUGACAGAAGACAACAUAGAAGUUGGCAUCUGUAAUGAAGCUGGAUUCAGGAGGCUUACCCCAACCGAGGUUAAGGACUACCUGGCUGCCAUAGCAUAGCAGUGCAGUGACUGAACAAUCGACAGUUUCACCUAAUGGAUGUACUUAAACAUGUUUAAAGUAUGUUUUGUUUUGCAGACUUUUUGCAUACUUAUUUCUACAUGGUUUAAUGGACUGAUGUUUUUAAAAUGACUAUAAAUGAUAAUAAACUGUUAAAUCCAA
Molecule: messenger RNA, 900 nt
Organism: Ochotona curzoniae (black-lipped pika)
Lineage: Eukaryota; Metazoa; Chordata; Mammalia; Lagomorpha; Ochotonidae
Gene: PSMA2
Product: proteasome 20S subunit alpha 2
Exons: 9
Coding region: 34-738 (234 amino acids)
Biological process (GO): ubiquitin-dependent protein catabolic process
Cellular component (GO): proteasome core complex; proteasome core complex, alpha-subunit complex
Source: RefSeq, a predicted model, not a curated record